AGUUUCAUCGAUCUACAAAUCUCUCUUAAUCGUUUUUACUUUCAAUUUCACUUGUCAAUGGAUGGAUGGUGGAGGAGGGUUUUGCAACAGUACAAUGCCAUUUCAAUACAGCUGUAAUUGCCGUGAAGGUUACAACAAUAUUAUGAACAUAACUACAUUUCCUUGCUUGAAACAAUGUGCAUUUGGAAUGGACUGUUUGAAUCUUGGGAUUCCUUAGUCAAACGCAUCAUCGUUUUGUCCACCUGCUCUACCUGAUAGCAGCAAGAAUCAAGAGAAAUCAUGGGGUUCUAGACUCUAAUGGAAGGAUGUGGAACUAAGCUUUACACUCAAAGAUCAUGCAGCAGUUCUCACAUUGCUCAAAGGAACAAUGCACUUGUUGGAGCUCACAAAGUCACAUGGUUCAACAAAUCAAGAAACCUUCAAGCUAAUAUUGCUAAUUCUGAAUUGGCUCCAACGCAUCCGAUUCGUCUUGGUUUAGAGUUGAACUUCUCUGUGUUUUACUAUGAGAUUCUCAAUUCUCCUGAUCGUGCUUGUAAUCUCGCUAAGCAGGCGUUUGAUGAAGCUAUUGCUGAAUUGGAUACUCUUGGUGAAGAGUCAUACAAGGACAGUACUUUGAUUAUGCAGCUUCUUCGUGAUAACCUCACUCUCUGGACCUCUGAUAUGCAGGACGAUCCUACUGAUGACAUCAAAGAAGCAGCACCAGCAGCACCAAAACCUGCUGACGAGCAACAAUCCUAAGUCUUGCGGUGAAUAUGUUGUUUCAGUAUCUAAAACCUCUCCAUUAAUAUGUUUUUCUCUUGGAGGAGUUUCUGUGUUGGUUUCUGAUUUCCUCUUAUCCCGAAGCUCUCCGAGGCAGUCUAAUUCUUGUCCUUGUUCGCUUUUCUUAAUCGUGGAUACAAAAAUACGUAUAAAAAUACUCCUUUGUA
Arabidopsis arenosa is the source of this 926-nucleotide messenger RNA. Lineage: Eukaryota; Viridiplantae; Streptophyta; Magnoliopsida; Brassicales; Brassicaceae. The record is from the annotation of a GenBank genome assembly.